AUGGAAACCGAGCUCAGCAGAAUCGCAAAACUGAUAAAAAAUGAAGAGCAAUGCAAAAAAGAUGGGAACUCCAUGAAAGAGAAAAAGUUCGUGUGGCUGGUAGAGGAUUUCUACAUUCAAUCACUGUAUCCAUUGUACGGUGAUCUCACCGGAGAGUACGUAAAGUCAGGUCCCAGCAAAGUGGAUAGGAUGUCCUCAGCAUCUUCCUCUAGCUCGGAGUCUGAGUACUUUUCCUCAGAGGAAGUAGAUUCUAAUUCAGACAUCAAUGAUUUUCCCAGAGAAAGGGAAGCUUCUACUCCUCAAAUCCUUAAUCCAGAGCUUCAACUUGAAAGCCAAUCACGUCAAGUUAAACAACUCUUGUUUGCAAAGAACGCUGAUUUGCACAGACGAGUUUUUGAGCUUCAACUGUUACUUAACGACACCAAAGGAACAGUGUCUGUGUUACAGGGAAAACUCCAAACCAACGAGGAUCGCUCAGCAACCAAAAUUGCUGAAUUGAUGGCACGGAUACAUGAACUCGAACAAGAGGCAAAGUCUCUGCGGACUCAGAAAGGAAAAGUGGAAGAGAAGAUCAGACGCAGCAGAAACGAAGCAUGGACCCAGAAGAAGGACUUCGAUGACCAGAUUAAUGCCAUGCAGCAAAUGUUAGAUUCCGUGAGAAAUCACAACAAAGAGUUGGAGGUACAGUUGGAAAGAACGAGAGUAGAAGCUUCGCAAUCAUGCUCGGUUAGAAUACAAAAUCAUGGGGAGGAUUUGGCUGAAGAAAAGGAGUGUUUUCUUGCAAGAAUAAAGGACCUGGAACUGGAAUUGGAAUCUCGAAGCAGCAAACAGCACGAUUUGGAGGAUAGAAACAAAGAACUAGAAAGAGCAAUGGCACGGGGAGUGCAAGAGAUAUCUGAACUUUUUAUUUAUCAUGAGGGUUGUGAAGAAGGAGCUACCAUACAUGCUGAAGCUUUACAAACUUUAGUUGAAAAAUUAAAAACCAGGGUGGCUGAUCAGGAGGAAACGAUAAACAAGCUAACAGAAAGCAUUGAAGAAAUAGGUGCAGAAAACAGACAUUGUAAGGAUUGGAUAAGAGAAAGAAAUGGUGAAGUGAAAGAGAUGAAAGUGAAGGUAGAUGGGCUUGAGAUGUUGGUGGGUGAGAAAGAGGAGAAAGAGUUGGUCUUGAAAGAAAUGGUGUGGAAGUUAGAAGCGAUGGUGAGCAAAGAAGCAGGGGAGAAACUGAAUCUGAUAAAACAAGUGAGGCAGCUUGAAAGGAAAGUAGAAAACUUGGAAAGGGAUGUGAAAGAGAAGGAUGGUGAUUUGGUGGGGCUUGCGGAGAAGAAGAAAGAAGCAAUAAGACAACUUUGUUCUCUGGUUGAGUUUCAUCGUGAUCGCUAUGUCUAUCUAAAGGAUUCCAUGCCAAAGAGAAACAAGUUUUGGUAA
Vigna angularis (adzuki bean) is the source of this 1425-nucleotide messenger RNA. RefSeq names its product COP1-interactive protein 1-like. The transcript has a single exon. Lineage: Eukaryota; Viridiplantae; Streptophyta; Magnoliopsida; Fabales; Fabaceae. The record is from RefSeq and is a predicted model, not a curated record. The coding region runs from base 1 to 1425 and encodes 474 amino acids.